This is a messenger RNA of Manduca sexta (tobacco hornworm), 9641 nucleotides long. RefSeq lists its product as uncharacterized. Gene Ontology annotation, molecular function: zinc ion binding; DNA-binding transcription factor activity, RNA polymerase II-specific; RNA polymerase II cis-regulatory region sequence-specific DNA binding. Gene Ontology annotation, cellular component: nucleus. NCBI's taxonomy places the organism in Eukaryota, Metazoa, Arthropoda, Insecta, Lepidoptera, Sphingidae. Gene Ontology annotation, biological process: regulation of transcription by RNA polymerase II. The record is from RefSeq and is a predicted model, not a curated record.
UAUUCAUUCUCUGUCCGUGUUUAGCACGGUGCGCGCGUAUACGUGUGCAAUAUUUUUUCGUACAAAUACGUAAUAUACUAUAAGUACAUGAUUCUUCACAUUUAUAUCAAUUCCAUUAAUUAACAUUAGUGAAAACAGUGCGAAAAGUGUAGUGCCAUUUAAUUAUGUAAACAAACAUUAUAAAUUGGUGCAAAGGAACGGGUACAGGUUCUGCAAGAUGUAUGAGUAACCAAUGACCGCAGGGCAUCCCUGCGCGGCGGUGGGCAGGGUGGGGGGAAGGGAAGACCUGAUUACGCUGCACUGGGUUCUUGCCUUGUCUUACGCCGGAUCAAAAGAGAAUGACGAGUAUACAAAUCGCGGGUAAGAUGCCGUUAACACAAGAAAAACGUUUGGACAGUAACUUUGCUAACAACAAUGAUCACAGUUAUUUGCAUAAGAAGUUUAAAAAAAUGGCAUCUUCAAUUUCUGUGUUUCCGCCAAACCUGCCAAAGGGUGAGGAAACAAGACAGAAAGAUAUACAUGUUAUGCAAAAUACUUGCAAUAUUUCAAUUUCUAAUGGAAGUAUUGCCGCAGCUCACCCGGAGAUAGAAAAAAUUAAAGCAAAACACGGCGAGCAAAUAGAUGUUCAGGAUGUGGAGCAAAAUGUACAAAUUAAUUAUAAUGAUGAAAAUAGAAUAAGUAGUGUAAAUAAUAUUGUUCAAGUAUCUGGUCAGACCAGUUUUACUGAUGAAUUUUUAAAUAAGACUGAGAACAAUGAAAACGAUUUUAUCAGGGAUGCCUACAAUGGAUCUGUAGGUGGGCGUUACAUAUGCCCUUAUUGUAAAUUAUCUUGUGCCAAGCCUUCAGUUCUUCAGAAACAUAUCAGAGCUCAUACGAAUGAGAGACCUUAUCCUUGUGUGCCCUGUGGGUUUGCCUUCAAAACAAAAUCUAACUUAUACAAACAUCGUAGAUCUCGCACACAUGCUUUAAGGUUACAGGGUGCGGAUGUAUCAAUAACAUUAAACGAGGAUGAUUUGUCAGGUGGAUCUGAAAGCGAUACACCUACAUCAGUGUCUGAAGCCGGGUCUGACGUUUCCAGCGUUCGAUUGGAAAGUUUCGAGCCGAAUAAAUUAUCACCAGACUCUCCUGAAAUUAUUAAUGAAAGUGUAUCAAUACACACGAAUGCGUUAUCGAAUGAAAAUGUUAAAUUAAAAACAAUAUACAAGCCAAAAUUUCGAGCAGGCGCAGCGUUUUAUCGUGAUUCUGAUGAAAAAGAUAUAAUUAAGAAAUCAAUUUCACCUAAUGCAGAUUUUCUUACGGAACAUAUCUCUAAAAUUAUCUCAGAUAAUGAAGCCAUUGUAGAUGUUAUAGAAACACCAUUACAAAAAAAAUAUGGCAAAAUUAAACAGAUUGCAGAAAGUAAGCAGUUUAUAACUGAUACAUUAGAUAUCAAAUGUGAGCCUUCUCCGUUAAAUUUGACAAAAAGCAAUCACGAAACCGAAAAUUCUUUUAGGAAACGGUCGCAUUCCGAAAGUUUUUCACAGAGUGGUCAUCAAAAACACCCGCUGAAUCCUGAAGGGUCAAUAAUAAAAGAUCUUCUCCUAAAAACAAAAAUGAACGGAAUGGUUCCAGUUGCGGGUGAAUUGAUAGAUGGACCACUAUUCGUUUGUCCCUUAUGUCAAAUUAUUUAUCGAAGUGCAGAUAACCUAGAAACACAUAGAAUGUAUUAUUGUAAAGGCAGCAUUGGUAAUAACAUUGAUGAACGAAAAGAUAUAAAAGUGGUUAGACCAGAAAAUAUUUUUGUUAGAAGUAACUCUGUGAAUGUGAGACUACCUGAAACAACUUCCAAUUCUUAUUCAAAAACAAAUCUUUCAAUAAAAUCUGCUGCCAGAAUGAAACCAGAUAAUUUAAUUAUUGUAAAACCGGAAACGAACGACGUCAUAGCGCCUUUACCAUCACCAGGUCCGUUGUUGGGUAAUACAAGGCUUGUGGACCCUAGAGCACCCACCGACUUUUCAAGGAAAAAUGACAGCUUAAAAAUAAAACCUUCCGCUAGCCCCAAACGAAGAAUUGAUUGCAGUACAGAUAUUUAUAGUCCGAGAUUGGCAGAAAACAUAUCCCCAAGAACGGUCGAUAUGUAUUCCCAACCUAAAAUACGUUGCAUUGAUGUCAAUUCUGCAACUUUACGUGCCAUUGAUGAAAUGUCUCCUCACAUUAGAAAUAACUCUACAUCGCUUCAAAUGUUUGGUGGCGAAGUGAAAAUCGUCGAUCAUUCUGGUAGUACGACAACUUUACGAAUUGAGCCUAAUAAAAACCAGCUGUCACCUAUACUUAUUCAGCCUAAUCUUUCUCCAUCAAAAAUGUUAGGUGAAGAAGCAAGUAGCAUAGUUGUGAGAUCCGGGUUACACUCCGGAGGUACAAUUAUGCACAAUCCGCCAACGCCUAAAGAAACCCUGGGUACGCCGCAACCGCAAACACCAAGAAUAUCAAUAUCAUCAACUCCCGGCAUCCCAAGUUCUAAUUUACCUAAUAUUCACGAUAUAACGCAUUUCCAGUUUCCACCACUAAGUGCAAUAACGGCAUAUAAUCCCUUAACGUUACCGCCUCUCAGUCCAUCAAAUUCACCAAAUGGAGCAACAACGAUUUUGCAUGGUGGAAAACUAAUACCACAUGUACCGGGAAUACCAGGACCGAACACACCUGGCGUCUUUGUGGGAAAUGCAAAUGUGUCCUUGAAAAAUUUACCUAAUGAUGUUCAUAAAAAUCUAGUGCAAACAAUACGUGAUGAAAACCACGGUUCAAUCAAUCAGAUACAAUCUAUAAAGACUUCCCAGACAAUAUCAAAGUAUGAAACACAAAUGCGAUCCGCCAAAAGUCCCAAUCUAAGAGUACCCCAGUUAGAUCUUGAAAAGCAAAUUCAAUCUCAAGAUACUUAUAAUAACGACGUUCAUUAUGUAUCUGCAAUUCCUACAAUUAAAGUUAAGAGUGUAGAAGAAUCAAAACCGUAUAUAAUAAAUAGCACUAUGAAACCUAUUUCGAGACAAGACAUUGGUGUUAAACGAAAUUCAGAUGGCGUACCUAGAACUCCGGUGUUGAAAGAAAAUAUAAAUUACUCUAUAAAUAAAACAAAAGUAAGGGAUAAAUUAAGCAACAAUCUUCUUAUUAAAACUGUUGACACUAAACCUGAGAAAGAAAUUCGUAAUUUUAAUUUUGAGAAUCUUAUCACCAAAGCUGAAAUAUAUAACAAUCAAAUACCAAGUUCUUCGGAAGUUCAAAAAAACAUAAGUGCUCACGAGACAUCAAAUUUAAAUGUACAAAAUGAACGAUCCGAAACAUCAUAUUUCCAAAAGAAUGCAAUGGCAAAAUCAAACAGUGAUGAAAGAAAACCAAAAUUUUUAAGACCCUCCACUUUGCCUCUUAAACCAGGUACAUUUACGCCUAAAAGACAUCACGGUAUCACUCCUAAUGCGAAUACUAUGCCAUUGGUCUCACCGGAAACUCCACGACCUGCUAAGGCCUACGGACAACUUUAUCUAAACGGAAAUGCAUAUACUUAUCUGGGCCUCAAAUGUUCAACAAAAGUAUUUUACUGCACAAUCAAUCGUCCUCAACCGACUUAUGUACCAAAUCAGCAUUUUCUAUCUAUGUACAGCAAUUGGCAGUUACUAUCCGAGCUGACGCCAGACCCCUUGGGCUUGUCAGCAUCAUCUGCCAUGUCUUUAUAUGAUUCACGUCAUCGACCUCAAACUGUAGCUGUAGCAGUUAACAAACAGGAUCUUAUAUUGACCCAUUCAUCACAAUGGAGUAAAAUUUCAAAGGAGAACAAGCAGAGCAUACAAUCAAUGGAUAUAAAGAAAAUCGAAGAAUCGAAGUUGCAACAGAUUUCUGAGAAUAUAACGACCUCUAAAAAGGAAUUGACUGGUGGAUUUGAGAGCAAUGAAGAAUAUACUUAUGUCCGCGGUCGUGGCAGAGGGCGAUAUGUGUGUUCCGAAUGUGGAAUACGCUGUAAAAAACCUUCUAUGCUUAAAAAGCAUAUUCGGACUCACACUGAUGUGCGUCCUUAUACCUGUAUACAUUGUGCUUUUAGUUUUAAAACAAAAGGUAACUUGACCAAGCACAUGAAAAGUAAAGCUCAUUACAAAAAAUGUUGCGAACUAGGAAUAAAUCCAAAUGAAGGUGAUGUUGAAAUUGGAGAAUCGGCCCAAUGUUCAGGGGAAACCGAUGAUGAUACUGAAUCAGAUGGCGACGAGGGAAAUGAAGGGGAAACAGAAUCCAGCGACACAGAAGUCUGUAAAUCACGAUUGCCAGAACACGAAGCUGCACAUUGUUUAUUGUCUCUGGGAGGCUCUAGACCUACCACGUCAGCUACACCAGGUUUAAUAACCAGUGCAAGACCGACCACUUAUCCUUAUACACCCGCUGGCUUUGAAACAACUCCACUGGAGGUGGCUACUGAAAAACUUAGCAUAGCUAGAAGCGCUUCCAUUGACUCAAGAAUGGAGGUAGAAAAUGAACCGAUUGAUCUCAGCAAAAAUGAUGUAAAAACUCCUAACAUUCCUGAAAUUCCAACGGCAAGAGAAUCUAGUGUUCUAGCAUCUUUAGCUUCUAAUACUGCAAAAUUGCCACAAGCACAAGCUCAAUGGUCAAAUGGAGAACCUAUGUUACAUACCUAUUUAACAGAAAGAGCACUUUUCGAUUCUAAAAUAAAACAAAGUCAGUUAACAUGCAGCUUAAGUAAAAUAAAGAAUAUUGACUUAAAUGAGAAUUCCACCUACACAGAUAGUUAUAAUCUAGGAGACAGUAAUACAGCUGAGGUAGUUAAAAAUGUUAAUAAUGUGCCUAUAUCAUCAACUGCAACUACUAACGACGCUGUAAAGCCAGCUCAUGCUAGUGAAAGUGAACAUUCAAACAACCCUAUAUCAACAAUUUCUAAAGAAGAAAAUAUAGCAAUGAAAAGAGAUUCUUCCGUUUCGCCAAACACAGCACUCGAUACCAAAAAGUCACAUGUACAGAAUAAUACCAAUGCAGAGAAUGCUAAACACGUAGUUUCAGAGUAUCUAAAACAGGCCAGAUUCAAUCUUGCUAAAACACAAGAUGAAGUGUCUCAAAUACAGAAUGAUAUUACAAGCGAUGACAGCAAUAACGUAAAUUCGAUAAAUGAAGACAAUGUUAAGCCUGAUGACGUCAAUAUUUCAGAAUCUGAUACAACAAAACUUGUGCCUAUGGAGCAUGACCCAGUUGCAACUAAAGUAGUGAUUGGUGUUGGAGGAGUUGCUUUUAAAGUGUCAAAAGGAAAAGAAUUCGAGAAUACAUCUUAUUCCCCAGGGAGACUCAUGGAGGACGGUCGUAGAGUAUGUGAUUUUUGUAACAAAACAUUCACAAAACCUUCCCAAUUGAAGCUUCAUCUUAACAUACAUUACAUGGAAAGACCCUACAGAUGUAGUGUGUGCGCCGUAAGUUUUCGUACCCGAGGACAUUUACAAAAACACGAACGUUCAGGUUCUCAUCAUAAUAAAGUGUCUAUGACGUCAACAUUUGGAGCCGCAACGUCGUUUAACCCCCGACCUUUUAGAUGUUCUGACUGCAAUAUUGCUUUCAGAAUACACGGUCAUUUAGCUAAACACUUAAGGAGCAAAAUGCAUGUUAUGCGACUUGAAUGUUUAUUUAAAUUGCCCUUCGGAACGUUCACUGAAAUAGAACGCGCGGGUGUUAGUUUGACAGAUAUUGACACGACUGACUGUGCGAGCUCGCUAGCAAGCUUACAAACGCUUGCUCGAAAGCUUCACGAGAAAGAUCCAACAAAAUUGGAAUACCGUGAGCCAAACGGCGCGGCUACGACGGCGUCAGCCACGGGUAGAGAACACUCGGACGACGAAGAUAAUGCGUUUUGCGAGAACAUUUGUGAUGGUGAAAAAGAUAGUGGGGUAAAAACUAUUGAAAAUAGUGAAGGCCAGGAUAAAGAAACACGAGUUAACUGUUGUGCCACAGAUAUUUAGUGCCAAAAUUAUAUUAAGUAGGAUGUUUUAAUGUGCAAUUUUGUUUGUUAUUAAUUUAAGGUGUAACUAUUCAUCAUGGGUUCUAACUCAGACACAUGUGAAAACAAAAUGAUGCGCUUUAACUAUAUUAUUGUAUCUUAUUUCAAUGUAAUUGUGAAGAUAUAUUUUGUAAAUAUCUCAAAAAUAAUUUUAUCCUUGUUAAAUUUGCUUCCAUUGUAAAGCUUACGUAUUAUUAUAUUUGUUACUUGUAAUUGUGUAAUAGAAAUAAUGUUUGUUGGCUACCUUUGGAAUGGAAUCAACAAAAUAUGAUGCAAAAUUGAAACGGAUGACUGGUGACGGCAAGAUCCGUUCACAUGUUUUUAAAUCUUGUGGUCCAUGCUUAAAAUAUCAAUGAAACAUAUUACAAAUUCUUAAUGUACUCAGGUAUAUCUCGAUAAGUAGGUACCGCUAUUACUGUUUGUAUGUAUUUUUAUAAAACAUAUUCUAUAAUGUAUUUACAAUGUGUAACGUCUACUUCCAAUCCUUUAUCGUUAAAACAAUUGGCAUAUCAACUAUCAAGUCCCAUAAACUAAAUUUAGAUAUAGAAGGAAAAAAAACUUCAAGUGUCUUCCAUAUCAAAAAUAGUAUUUGUUUUAGAUAUUUUGUUUUACAAAUUAAUCGUCACAAGAAAAUGUGACUUUAAUAGUAAGCAUUUGGGUUGUUUCCAAAUUAUGCGUUUAUCAUCUAUUUUUUGAAUACACUUUCAACUAGUUGACACGCGACCCAUUUAUAAAAUAUUGUACCUAAUGUAAAAUAUUAUUGAGAUAAGUUUUAUUUGUUAUAAACAACAUUUUAAAUCAAUUUAUUAUGGAACUAAGAACUACGUACUUUAUGAAUAUCAUCGUACAUAAGUAUCUUUGUGUGCAAACUAUUCUAAUGUGUAUUUAAAAAAUAAAUCGCUUUUACAAAUAUGUUGGUACAGAGUUAUUUCCGAUUAGGGUCUAUUCAUACAACAUACGUUUCUAACCGGGUUACGGCUUGGGAGUGUUUUUUGAUUGGAACAAAAUUAUUGAACCUGCCUAAUAUGUUUAAUAUAAAAAAAAAUAGGUACUUAUAUACACUAUACGCGUUCACAUACAUACGUCGCCAUAUCUUCGGUAUUUAUUAGUGUUAAUAUUUAAAAAAACGUGCACGAUGUUGAACAUAUCUUAGGGGUGCGUCCAAAUCUGACGAUGAGUUUGCGAUAGGUUCGCGAACCGCAGCCCGCCGGUGCUCUAUUAUUGGUGAGGUUGAUAUAUCAUUCAAAUAAAUCUUACAUCAGCGUGCAUAAGGAGAUAAUGAAUUGCGCAUGCGCUGCAUAUGCGCAAUACAAGCGCAAUAUGCAAGCCAUCAAGUACUUAUAGAUCCGCGAGAAAAGUUGCAGAAACUGCAUGCGAGUGGCGCGCGUGCCGCGCUUUCGCCAUAUUUGGACGCAUUCUUAGCGAUCGAUUCCCCCGUAACCCGGUGUGUAUGAAUAAACCCAAAAAUAAUAACGUUGAAUUAGAAUUUAUUACUGCCAACGCCCAGCGGACCUUACAGGACUAUAGAGGAUUAGUUUUAAGCUUAAUUAUAAUACAUAGAAAUAUUUAUAACUUUAGAGUUCGUACCCCAUUGAAAUUCCAACUUGAAAUGUGUCGAUUUACAAGUCAUACAUUAUUUUACUCUUGUACGUCUGUCACACAUACGCGGGGUAUUUGGGCCGCAAUAAAACGUGUGUUGCCCAUAAUAAAAAAUAGAUAUGCAUGCUUUAGAAAUGAAUGAGUAGGGAAUUUGAUGGUUAUUAUUCAUCCAUGGCGGUAAUCCUCUCGUUUUAUUGAUGGUAUAUAUGGAACAAAAUUAUGUACAUUAACUUUUUAAGAUCCCCUUAAAUAGCUACCAUAAGAAACGUAUAUAUUUACCUAAAUAUCUUUGGAGUAACAUAUGUAUUAAUUAAUUAUUGAUUUGAGUUUGAUUUGGCUAAUAACGUGUGGCUCCUUGUCAUUUCUCUAUUUAUAUAUAACCAAUUCCAAAUAAAUACAUUAUGCAGACAUAGGUAAACAAGGCUCCACGUUGGAAUUGACGAUAUAUUAUUCUAGCGAAUCAGUAUCAUUGUGCAGUUGGCGCCACGUAACAACCGCUGGAACUAACAAUAAUACUUAAAUAAAUUCAACAUUUCAAUUCGCCUUUACACGCUCCUAAUUGUUCACUUUUUCUUUUUGUGAAGUAAAGCACAUCCCGUUAUUAUAUUUAUUAUUUUUUAUUUUUAUAGACUGCCUCAGUGGCAUAGUUAUGAUUGUACACGGUGCGAGUACAACUACCGCGCUGAGGUCCGCAGCUUGGGUCGGGCUAAAGUAAUUGUGACUGGUUUUUCCAUUUUAAAAAUUACUCGGCCGUAGCUCGGAGCCAGGAAGUUGGCGGUGUAAUAACCCCGGGUAUCGGAAAGCACGUAAAGCCGUUGAUCCUGCGCCUGAUCUCUCUCCGCCGUGGCCGAAAUUCGGCUAGGAAGAAUUCAUUCGUUAAUUCAUUAUGUUGGUAGGAACCAGGAAGUGUAAUAGCGAUUUGAAAUUUUGAAUUUGUUAAGCCACUUGUAUGGAUGAUUAAAUAUACGUACUUUAUCCGGCUCCAGAGAACAUAAAUACAUUAUAUGUAAAUGUACAUAAUGUAAAUUUUCUCGAAGAUGCCGAUGUCAUUGAGAACAGGCAAGAGAGCAAUAGCGUUUGAUUGUAUAUAAUUUGCUAUAUGCGUAAAGCUUCCGGUGACAAGACGUGGCUUCCGUUGGUUGAUGGUAAGAACUUACAUCACCUAGUUUUGUAUUGCUAUUCAGGAUAAGUUACCAGUUUAUUAACACGUGGACACACGCAACUUUACAAUCGCCUUCAAAUCAUAUUCCGGAGUUUCGAUGUUUGACACGCCCGCACACGGCACAGAUACGCAAGAAUGGGUGCGCUUGACAAUUAUGUAUGAAAAAAUACGAACGCUAAGUUUUUGAUGUAAUUAAGCUUAAAAUUACCUUGCGUCACUUAUUUAAACUGAGUGUUGGCUUUCAAAAUUGAAUUUGGACUUCAGAUUUUAAAAUUAAUACCUUGUUUGUAAGUAAUGGAUUGUUUAGUUUACCCAUAUCAUGGAACUUGAUAAAGUCUAUAAUGAGCUAUAACAUAAUAUAUCAUAGCUGCUGUAAUGGUCUAUUGAUUAUUAUACAUUGGCUAAACCUAUUAUAUUAAAAUCCCGCGGCUAUGCGGUUCUGCUAUUUGUAUUACUGUUUGAUCAUACAGAAUGGCACAAUGUUAGCCAAACUCAUGCAAUAUCGCUAUAAUGUAAGUUUGUACAUAUUAUAAUAUGCUAAUUAUAUAAGCGAAGUAUAUAAAUAUUACUUAUCUCUCGUACUAUAUACAGAGUAAGAUAUAUUAUUACUUCAGUUCAACCCACCAAACGAGGUUGGAAUGAAAAGAGUGAUGAGCCUGCAAGUGUAUCAUGAUAUAAUAGGAGUUUGCUAACAAUGUGCCAUGAGGAAGUAGCUAUUAUUGAUAUGUAUGGAUGAAAUGUGUACCCUCGACUAUUGUAGAAUGUUAGAGCGUAAUUUUCUGAUGUUUAUCCUAUGAAAGGGAUUAAUUUUAUUAAAUUGUUACAAUAUCUUUGUAAUGAAUUACAUAAUUAUAAUACAUUAUUUAA